Molecule: messenger RNA, 1780 nt
Organism: Daphnia magna
Lineage: Eukaryota; Metazoa; Arthropoda; Branchiopoda; Diplostraca; Daphniidae
Exons: 3
Coding region: 179-1606 (475 amino acids)
Source: RefSeq, a predicted model, not a curated record
AAAUGGCAUCACUUGUUGACACUUCCUCUUCAGUUGAGGUGAUCGAAACACAAGCUCCAACAGCCAUUGUUUCAGUGAAUUUUCAACUCUAAACCACAAAUUCAGUGCUUCUCGACAGCUCCUUACCUUUGUUAAAGAAGACAUCAAAAAGGUUAUUAAGUUAGAAAGUUUUCACAAAAUGCGUUCCAGACUAUCAAUCCUCAUGCUGAUUUGCCUGCAGCUGGCCAUCACUUUGCAGCCCAGUCAGAGCAGUGUCCACCAUCCACCCGGCUUUAAAUUAAAAGAACUUAUCCAUAAAGGAUUUCACGAAUUAGAAGCACUGCACGAGAAGCAUGCUACUGGCAAAGCCGUCAUUCAGUCCCGCAAAUUUGGUUUGGGCAUCAAAGCAAUCCUGUUGAAACCCCUACUUUUAAUCGUAUUAGCUAAAAUCAAACUCGCUCUUUUGCUUGGCAAACCUUUCGCCCUUUUGGCCCUUAAAAAACUAUUGCUCAAAGCUGCCCUCGGCAAGCUGUUGCUCAAGAUUCCUCUGAUCCUCCUCGGUGGCAAGGCUGUCAUCCUCGCCAAGGUGUUGGCCCUUAAAUUCGCCCUCGUAACCAAAGGUUUGAUUGGAUUAAAAGCUCCACUUGCCCUCCUCUUCCUUGGUGGAUUCCUGAAAGGCGCAAUUGGAGGAUCAGGAUUCGGUUUAGCUUUAGGUCUUGCUGGUUCUCUUCUUAAACUAAAGGGACUCGGUGCAAACGAAGAAGAGUAUGAUGAACCAAGUUACACUUACCUUCCUCCUCCACCUCCUCCUGUCUAUAGUAGUGGACCUUCUCCUUACUCUUACGCUCCAGAGUAUAGUGCCCCCGCUCCUUUGUAUUCCAACGGCGGAAGCUUUGCCGGAAACAGUUUCACAACAGGUUACGAGAACAACGCAGGUGUGUUCACUGGAGGUUAUGAAAAUGGCCGCAAGAAGCGCGACGUUGAAGAAGAAAAUGAAAGCGAAGAAGAAUUUGAUAGCGAAGAGGAUAACUUUGAAGAAUCGCCGGAAGAACUUCGUCUUGAAUUCGAAGCUGCGCGGACCAAUGGAAACGCUUACCUCUACAUGGCCGCCCAAUUCGAUGAGCAAUCUUGCGGUCACCGCCUCAUGUGCGAAGUCUACCAGAAGUCACAACAAAGUCUGACGGAAGACGAGAAAAUUUUGCGCAAUAUUUUCGGCUAUCCGAUGUCUCCGUUGAACGAGGAAGAUAAAGACACCCCUAAAGAAUCGUAUUACAGAGCAGCCCAAAUUGGGGCUUCUCAACAAGGCCGUGCCAAUAACCAAAUUUGCGCUCGUUUCUAUUCAACUUGCCCUCACAAUGCUGAACAACUCAUCCGCAUCUUUAUUGCGGAUGAUAACGCAAACGACAUUGAAACUGGACAUCGUCCAGCCAUUCAACAACGGCCUCAAACCAGCGUCCGUCUGCCGUUCUAUCAUCAACGCCAGCCAUCCGUUUCACCUGUUCUUACCAGGUUGGCCCACAAUCAACAAUCACACGUAAUCAAGACCACCCAACAGCAAGCGAGACGGUCCACAGAGACUCCUGUAGCACCUCUUCGGCAAAGAUUAGUUUCACCAGCGGCUGUUUGAGUCGCCCGAUGAGACGCUACACAUUCCACUAGAUGGUCUGUCGAUCAGCCCGAUCUGUUUUCAUUCACAUAGCUGACCUAUUAACACUUUUUUUUAUUUUAAACUUGAUGAUUUUAUGAUUGAAAACGAUUAGAUCCUUAUAAUGAAUGAAUGCAAUAAACAGAUUCAUACAAA